AUGUCCUCCUCAACAUCCAUUCCACAAGCUGAAGAGCUUGUCCACCAUUCACAUCCAACACAAGAUGAAUCUAUCGAUUUCAAAUCUCAAGCCAACUCCAUUGAAUCUGCACUCAAACAAAUGUUUCCGACAAAUACAUGCCAUCGGAAUCAACAAAUCAUUGAACCACUCACCCAUUCUCAUCACGUCAUCGAACAAGAACCACACACUCAUCAUGACAACACUGAGACAAAUUCAAAUAUUAAAACCAGUGUUUUUGAACUUUCAAAUCAUCACUACAUUUUACUCAUCUUUCGACGAUUUGUCAAAUUCGAAGGAUGUUGUUUUUGUAACCGUAGAAUGUUUCAUCUUUUGGAAAUGUAUCGUUCAUUGAAACAGCUUAAUGUGUUACCCAUUGUGGUGUAUCCUGAGGAAGAACGAAUUGGAGAGGAAUUUUUUAAUUCAUUUGAUAUUCCUGAAAUUAAAGAAAUGUUUCGAAUUGCAGAUCCACAUCAAGUGUAUGCUGAACAGUUCGAUAUUUCUUUUCAAAGAAAAGUUCCUGUCAAAAAAGUGGUCACUCAUUUACUUCCAAAUAUAGUGAUUGCCAACAAACAAGGUUUCAAACAACCUCUGAGAACUCCCUCUUCAUAUGAUGGAAAUUCCUUUUUCAUCAAGCCAGCCAUGUUUUUACUGAGGAAUGGUAAAAUUGUAAAAGAGUUACGGCAUGAUUAUGCAGAUCCUUGUCCUGAUAUCAUUAAGGAAAUUAUUUUAAAUAAUAAUCUACAAGAUGAUCAUUCUUUACAACAGUCAAUGGUCACGAAUGACACUCGACAUAUUUUAUUGCACGAGAAUUCAUCGCAAGAAUUGUCCUUACAAGAGUCAUCUCGAGAAUUAUCCACAGACAAGAAUCAAGAAAUAUCCAAAGAAAAGAAUCAUGAAAUAAUUUCAUUACCAGAAGAGCAAGCUGUGUUAACUUCGAAAACAACUCUUCAAAGCGAAGAACAAUUUCAUUCCUUUUUUUCAAAACCCUCACCAAGAUAUCGAAUUACCAAAACGAAUCAAUUGGCAUCUUUACAAGAAAUUUCAAAAGACAUGAAGGAGCAAGAAGAGGUGGAACGAAACGAGAAGGUCAAACAUCAAUUAGAAAAGAUGAAAAAUUCAUCGUCGUCUUGUUUUGGAAAUUCACAACAAGAAUUGAUCAACAGCAAAAUUUCUUCGCUCGACAUGAUCACAGUUUUGCAAACAGAACACUAUCGAAAAUAUUUCAAAAUAUUUUCACAUAAGGAAUAUAACUCUGAGAAUAUUCAAUUUUGGGAGGAAGUACAUUUGAAAUACAAACCAGUGGCAGAUUUUGAAAAGAAGGAUAAGGCUUACCAAGUUGCAAUGAAAAUUGGUCAACAAUUUCUCUUUGAUGAAUCUACCAUCACAUAUAUCAAUACCACAGACCGAUUAAGGAAUGAAGUGAAAAAUCAAAUUUCCACAAUUUUUAAACAUACAGAAAUAUCUUCCGCGGAAACGAAACAACAAUUUAACGAGAAGGCACCACUCAUCUUUGAUUGUGUCCUUUCAGAAAUGUAUGCCUCUCUCAUGAAGGAUAUGUUCCUAAGAUUUAGUGUGAGUGACUUGUUUAAGGAAAUGAUUGCAACCAGCGAAACUCGAAAAAGGAAAUAA
Messenger RNA from Naegleria lovaniensis, 1650 nucleotides. RefSeq lists its product as uncharacterized. NCBI's taxonomy places the organism in Eukaryota, Heterolobosea, Eutetramitea, Acrasida, Naegleriidae. The record is from RefSeq and is a predicted model, not a curated record. The transcript is spliced from 2 exons. Bases 1 to 1650 code for a protein of 549 amino acids.